Messenger RNA from Nelumbo nucifera (sacred lotus), 2755 nucleotides. Its product is annotated as autophagy-related protein 13b. Gene Ontology annotation, biological process: autophagosome assembly; protein localization to phagophore assembly site; mitophagy. NCBI's taxonomy places the organism in Eukaryota, Viridiplantae, Streptophyta, Magnoliopsida, Proteales, Nelumbonaceae. The record is from RefSeq and is a predicted model, not a curated record. Gene Ontology annotation, cellular component: phagophore assembly site; cytosol; Atg1/ULK1 kinase complex.
CUGUGGCAGAUGUCCACUCUACGGCUCUACCUCGUUCAAUGAUUUGUCCUCUCUCUCUCUCUCCCUGCGGUUGACGGGGAAGUUACGCAGAGUUCGGGACAUAAAUCCGUAUCCUCAGUGCUUCAGUCCUGUUUCAUCUGCUCACAGAGCCUCAGACCCAGACCCACCCAGAAACCAGGGUCCUUAAAGUUUCAACGAGAAAAAAAACAACUGAAAAUCCUCCUGUUAAAAACGGGUUUCCUUCCUAAUUCCAACUAUAGCAACAACAGCAGAACAGGUUAUUCUCUGAAGAGGUUUUGAAUGCUUUAUUGCUGGAAGAAUCAAUUUUAAAUUGGAUUUUGAAAUUUUCGAUUUCUCUCCCUCUGGAAAGAGUAUUGAACAUUGAGUUAACAUCGAUGAAAUUGUUUGUUUAGAGAGGGAGAGAGGGUGAGAGUUAUGGCUUCUUCUCAGAGCAAUAUUCACUCCGAAUCAGCAAAAAUUGAGCAGAUAAUUACUGAGUUUUUUACAAAGAGUUUGCACAUAAUACUAGAGUCCAGGUCUCCAUGUGUUUCCUCGCGGAAUUACAGUGGAGAGCAGAUUCUUUCGUCUCCAUCAUCGUCCUCGUCUUCGUCUUCGAGUGUCAAGCCUAGAGAUAAAUGGUUCAACUUAGCACUUCGGGUCUGUCCAUCUGCUUUAGAGAACAUUGACCUCUGGCGUCAGAGCAAUCAGGAACCGAUGGUGGUUGAUGUGAUUCUCAUCCAGAGACCGACGGACUUGGAUCCUGUUCGGUGUUCUCCGAGGAGAGGCCUUGCGAGGAACUACUCUUUGAAAGAGAGGUUUAGGAAUUGUUGGAAUCCUGGGCAGGAAGAAUAUCCUUCGGAAGUGAAAAGAGAAAAGAUUAUAGAGAGGUGGAUUGUGCAGUAUGAGAGCCGGAAGAGUAGGGACUCAAGUUCAGGGGGCAAGAGGACGGGCAGUACUAGUUCCCACUCAUUGUAUAAGAAAUCCAUUAUAUUGUUAAGGUCUUUGUAUGUGACUGUGAGGCUAUUACCUGCAUACAAGCUCUUCAGAGACCUCAAUUCGUCGGGGCAAAUUCACACAUUUAACCUUGAUCAUAGAGUCUGUUCCUUUGUUGAGCCUUUCACUCGUAGAGAGGAGGCAGAGAUGCAGCAAUUUGGGUUCAUGCCCAUCGAUACUAAUGGGGGCAGGCUUUCCCUUUCUGUGUUGUACCAUCCAAAACUGUCAGAUGUGAACUUGGAAUCUUCAACCCCAAUAUCCACACAGCUCAUACCAGAUUAUGUGGGGAGCCCGAUGACAGAUCCUCUUAAAAGAUUUCCUUCUCUUCCUGUGACAACUCAUGUUUCACCUUCUUCUGCCCCAUUUUGUAGGCGACACAGCUGGAGUUAUGACCUUUAUGGAGCCUCUGCACCUUCAGCAUCUCCUUCACCCUCACCAACAUACUCAGAUUCCCGUGGUUUCCCUUCUAAUAUGACUUCCAAUCGCCUCCCGCCUACAAGCUCACCCCAUCACCCCCCUGAAACUCCACUCUCAAGCAAUACAUCUUUGGCUCAUAACAAAAAUACAAGUUUUGAUGAGUAUUGGCCAUCACCUACAUUCUCUCCCUCUCCUUCCCCAUCUCCGCCAACCCAUGUACCUGGUGAUCAUCUGUCGAAGGCUCUUUUACGUUCUGAAAGUGCUCCAGUCAGCAUAUCUGCAGCUAAGCUUGGUGGAAGCCCAGGAUUACCCACCACUCAUAUGCUGCCUCCAUCGCCUUCCCUAAAAGGCACACGACCUGGUUUGCAGAUUGAUAAUGUUAGAGCUCCAGCGAGGCCAGCAGAUGUUCAGACCUGCAUAACAGCUCAGAAGAUACUCUAUGCUGGGAGGGAUGAGGUUGGAAAUCUUUCUGGAGCAAAGAUAUCAUCUAAUAGUUCACCAAGGAUUUCAUUUUCAAGGAGCUCUAGCAGGUUGUCUUUCCAGGAUGAGUUUGAUGGUUCUGAUUUUGCCUGCCCAUUUGCUGUCGAUGAUGAUGAUCUAAUGGAUCUUCAUACCAGGCCUGAAUCUUUUGAUGGAAAAAGACUUCUCAGUGAGCCACUUGAGCCCGGUGGACUAUUUCCAAUAAGAAAAUCCCAAGAUGCUGCUGUUGGUUCUCUUGUACGCAUGCUAAAGACAGCCCCACCUCUCCAUCAUGACUCCAACUCCUUCAAGUUGUCACGUGCGUCUGAGCCUGAAAACAGGAGCAAGAGCACCAAAGAAGCUGAGGAGACCUCUGACUUGGAAGUGAAAGAGGUUCAGAAUACUGCAUCUUGUUCAAGUUUCACGUCAUCUAGACUUCUUAUGUCUAAGACAACUGCUGAUGCAUUGGAAGAGCUCCAGGGCUACAGAGAGAUUAAAGAAUUGUUGCUCAGGCAAAGUAGUAGGUCCCAGACAGUAGCCAAUGAUGCCCAUGUAGCACAAUCUGUAAGUGGAGACACAAAGUGAUUUUGAGCUUUUCUUGCCAUAGGAAACCUGUACAUAUGUGCAUCUUUCUAUUUGAAGUGGUCUUGCAGGCACAGAUGGGGUUUGUUCAGCAGCCCUCUUAUGGAGCCUUUCUUCACAUAUAUAGAAAAUGUAUAGCCAUGCUUAUAAUAGAACUCACGUAUGGUUUCACCAUGUUCUUAAUUACUUCCUAUGUAAUUAUGUAUAAAGCACUUCUCAUACUUGAUGGUUCAUAUAUAAUUGUAUAUAGACGGAAAAUUGAAUUAUGGGUGCAUCCAGCCAUGACCUGUUUUGCUCUUCACAA